AUGGGACCACGCCUUCCAAGUCUACUGGGAGCAAAGCAGUGGCGUGUUCCCGAAUCCGCUCUCCCUCCCUGUGUGACUGUGCUCGACUCGCUGUUUGUUGCCAACUCGGCUGCUGUCGGGGGAGCCGUGUUCGUGGAUGGGAGUGACCCUGCCUGCCACAACACCACAGCAUCCCAGCAGGUACAUUACAGUGCCGUCCUCAUGUUCGCUUCCCCUCUUCCUGUGCCACCCUGCUGGACUUUCUCUUUCUCGCCAACUCUGCUGCUGUCGGCGGUGCUGUGUUCGUGGAUGGGAGCGACCCCUCCUGCCACAACGCUACAACAUCCCAGCAGGUACAUUACAGUGCCGUCCUGCUGCUCGCCCUGCCCCUUCCCCUUCCUCUCGCCGUGUGUAGCGGUGCUCGACUCGCUGUUUGUGGCCAACUCUGCUGCUGUCGGCGGUGCCGUGAUUGUGGAUGGGAGCGACCCGACCUGCCACAACGCAUCAUCAGACCCGCAGGACCCCAGCAGCACACAGGGAGCGUCGCUGCACAUGAGCAACGGGCUGUUCGAGGCCAACAGGGCUGCUGUGCCUCACUCACCGCCUUGGAUGGAGGGGCAGAGCAGCAGCAAUGUGGGCUCCCUAUUCCUUCCGUCCUUGCCACCUGGCCCCUGUGCCUCACUCUUCCCUCGCACCAACCAGGACCCCAGCAGCACACAGGGAGCGUCGCUCCACAUGAGCAGCGUGCUGUUAGAGGCCAACAGGGCUGCUGUGGAUGGAGGGGGUUGUGGAUGCCAAACGUGUGUUUGCUUGCACCCUUUCCUCCCACCGCCCCACAACCACACCAACCAGGACCCCAGCAGCACACUGGGGGCGUCGCUGCACAUGAGCAACGGGCUGUUAGAGGCCAACAGGGCUGCUAUGGACGGAGGAGGAGCGGCUGUGCGUCUCCGUCACUCUGUCCUUCACGCCUGGCCCCUUCCCUCCAACCAGGAUGAUACCGCACUGGGGGCGUCGCUGCACAUGAGCAACGGGCUGUUAGAGGCCAACAGGGCUGCUGUCGAUGGGGGAGCAGCGGCUGUGGGGUCUCACGGGCGACUUGGGGGGCAAGCUUCAUUCUCCACCGUCCGGUUCAAUAAGAAUUCCGCACGGAGGGAUGGAGGAGCGCUGUUCGUGGGGGGAGGCCGUCCCGACCAUGCCGGCAGAAGAGUCACUGUCUAUGAUGCAUCGUUUCUUAGUAACACUGCUGGUCACAGUGCUUCUAACCCUGUCCUCUUCUUCUCCCUGCCUGCCUGCCUGCCUGCCUGCCUGCCUGCCUGCCUGCAGAGGGAUGGAGGAGCGCUGUUCGUGGGGGGGGGCCGUCCCGACCAUGCCGGCAGCACAGUCACUGUCUAUGAUGCGGCGUUCCUCAGCAACACUGCUGAUACCCCUCGUGCAAGAGGCAACGUGACUAUAUCCAACUCAGCUGAUUGCCUCCGCACCCCUCCACCCUUCACCUGCCCUUUCCUUCCCACCUACCUCAAGGCUAUUCCUCCCCAAUCUGCAUCAGCAUCAGCACCAGCACCAGCAUCAGCAGCUGCUGCUGCAGUAUCUCCUACCACACCUCGUCCCCUCUCCACCAUCUCCUCCCUCCCUGCUUCUGCCCCUACACCUGCCACUGCCACUGCCCCUGCUGCUACACCUGCCUCUUCUGGUCAUGCCACUGCCACUGCCCCUUCCCCCACUCCCACGCCAACCACUCCGGUCUCUGACUGUGCCUGCCCCCAACCGGAAGUGACACCGUCCUCCACCCCUUCCACCUCCUUUCCCUCUCCACCCGCCUUACCUCCUCCCUGCGCUCGUCACCUGCGGGAGAAGCUUUCAAAGGAGCCUCAACCACCAAGGUGA
Closterium sp. Naga37s-1 is the source of this 1866-nucleotide messenger RNA. NCBI's taxonomy places the organism in Eukaryota, Viridiplantae, Streptophyta, Zygnematophyceae, Desmidiales, Closteriaceae. The record is from the annotation of a GenBank genome assembly.